UAUCUACUAGUAUUUCCAAUGAAACUGCCUACAUUACUGUCUGCACUGCUCUGGACGGCGGCAGCAGCAGCAGUAACAGCCAAGUCCACCGUCGUCAACCAGACCACCUGCGGCGGCACGACCUACGCAUACACCGGUCUGGAAGGCUACGGGUUCAUCCCGUCCAACGCAACGGACAAGUAUGGCGACACGAUCGGCGGAAUCGGCAGCUCGAUAGCCAUUGCGCCAGAGUCCUGGCGCCGAACCGGGCGAGACACGUACUCAGGAACCGUCUAUGCGCUACCUGACCGCGGCUGGAACACCAACGGAACCCUAAACUUCCAACCGCGCAUCCACAAAAUCGCCCUCACGCUGACCCUCGCGCGCAACGCCUCAGCCAAAAACCCCUCGUCCCCGAACCUGCGCCUCAAAUACCUCGACACGGUCCUGCUCACCGGCCCCGACGGCGUCCCCACCACCGGCCUGGACCCCGACGUCACCGGCGCCGCGUCCUACCCGGGCUACCCGCCCCUGCCGGCAGCUACCUAUGUCGGCGACGGCUUCGGCGACGCGGGACCCGGCGGGAGGCGCAUCUCCCUGGAUCCGGAGGGCCUGGCCAUCGACAACGACGGGGCGUUCUGGGUGUCCGAUGAGUACGGGCCGUACGUGUACAAAUUCAGCAAGGAGGGGACGAUGGAGCUGGCGAUCCAGCCGCCGGAGGCGAUCGUACCGCGUCGGAACGGGACGGUGAGUUUCAGCGCGGCCAGUCCGCCGGUGUAUGACCCGGAGCUGGAGGUGAACCCGGAGGAUCCGCAGACCGGACGGAACAAUAACCAGGGUCUGGAGGCGCUGACUCUCUCGCCGGACGGGAAGACGUUGUACGCUAUGAUGCAGUCGGCGCUGAACCAGGAGGGCGGGCCGAAGAAGAAGAACCGGCAGCCGGCGCGGCUGCUGGAGUAUGAUGUUUCCUCGGGCAAGCCGGUGUACAAGCACGAGUAUGUUGUGCUGCUGCCGAAGUAUGACGAUUAUACGAAGAAUGAAUCGGUGGUCGCGUCGCAGUCGGAGAUCCACAUGCUUCCCACUGGGGAUUUCUUGGUCCUCUCGCGAGAUUCUGGGUUCGGGCAUGGCCAGGACGAGACAAGGUCGGUGUAUCGGCAGGCGGAUGUGAUCUCGAUUGCGAACUCGACGACGGAUUUGAAGGGCAAGUAUGAUGGUGUUGGGGCGAGUGUGGCUUCUUCCAAGGGCGUGUUGAAGGACGGCAUUACGCCGGUCGAGUACUGCUCGUUCUUGGAUUAUAAUGUUGAGUCGCAGCUGGCGAAGUUCGGGCUGCAUAAUGGUGGAUCGCAGGAUGCGUCGCUGUUGAACGAGAAGUGGGAGAGCUUCGCGCUGGUUCCGGUUGAGCCGGAACAGAGGAAGCGUGGCUCGGCGAAGAAUGAGUAUUUCUUGUUCAGCUUCAGCGAUAAUGACUUUAUGACGCAGGAUGGUGAGUCUUUCCCUGGUGUAGAUGUAGAAGACUUUAAGCUGACUAGAUGCUUAGGGCACAUGAACUUUGGGCGGUACAAGUACGCCGAUGAAUCGGGUUACAAUAUCGAUAACCAGGUGCUGGUCUUCCGGAUGGAAUUCUAA
Aspergillus bombycis is the source of this 1605-nucleotide messenger RNA. RefSeq names its product esterase-like/phytase family protein. The record is from RefSeq and is a predicted model, not a curated record. NCBI's taxonomy places the organism in Eukaryota, Fungi, Ascomycota, Eurotiomycetes, Eurotiales, Aspergillaceae. The transcript is spliced from 2 exons. The annotation marks the transcript as partial.